Molecule: messenger RNA, 1210 nt
Organism: Amphimedon queenslandica
Lineage: Eukaryota; Metazoa; Porifera; Demospongiae; Haplosclerida; Niphatidae
Product: probable ethanolamine kinase
Exons: 7
Coding region: 42-1130 (362 amino acids)
Biological process (GO): phosphatidylethanolamine biosynthetic process
Cellular component (GO): cytoplasm
Molecular function (GO): ethanolamine kinase activity
Source: RefSeq, a predicted model, not a curated record
UCUCUGAAGGUGUGAACAUUUAAAAAGGAGACACAACAAGUAUGGCUGCCAGCAGCAGCAGCAGGAUUGAGAAGAGAACCAAUGGUGGUCUGACCUGGAGCUAUGUUCCAAUUACAAUCAAUCCUAAGGAGCUACUAUCAUCUUUCAGGACACAUUUAUGUCCUCUUUUGAGGUGGGGGCAAGAAGAAGAGCUGUCUACAAAGGAAUUUACUGAUGGAAUUACUAAUACACUGAUUGGUGUGUACCGUAGAGACAGAGGGAAAGAUGAUAUGGUGCUAAUUCGGUUUAACGGCCAAGACACAGAGAUAAUGAUAGACAGGGUUAGAGAAAUAACGACCAUGUUACUACUGAGUGAUCUCCGUCUCUCCACUAAGCUUCAUUGUCAGUUUGAUAACGGGAUAGCCUAUGGGUAUGUCCCCGGUCGACCAGUCACCAUAGACGAGAUGAGCGACCCUGCCAUGUGUAGGAGGAUUGCAAAGACCUUGGCAAGGUUUCACAAAGUUCAGGUCCCGGAGAGUCUCUCAAACGGAAAGUCAAGACUAUUGAAUGAGUUUUUUACGUGGUUUGAUAAGAUACCUGAUACAUACAGCAAAGAUGAAGAUAAUGAAAAAUAUUUGAGAUCAUUUGGUGGAUCUACUGAUCCUUUGAAGAGAGAAGUAGAGGAGCUUACAAUCGAAUUAGAGAAACUAUCGUCUCCACUUGUCUUAUGUCAUAAUGACCUCCUCUGUGGGAACAUCAUUUACAAUGAAGAAGAAGAUAAUGUCUCAUUUAUUGAUUUUGAAUAUGCUGGAUUGAAUCCAAGGGCAUACGAUAUUGCUGAUCAUUUUUGUGAAUUUGUUGGGAUCGAUAUUAAAGACAUUGAUUAUACUAAAUACCCAGGAGAAGAACUACAGAAGAAGUGGCUGAGAAUGUAUUUAACUGAAUUGAAAGGUACUAGUGAUAUCAGCGACACUGAUCUGCACCAGCUGUAUAGAGAAGUCAAUAAAUAUGCUUUGGCAGCACACCUAAUGUGGACAAUAUGGGGACUGAUACAAGCUUCAAUUGCUACCAUUGACUUUGAUUAUUUGACGUACAGCAGUGUAAGAUAUAACGAAUAUUUGGCUAAAAAGGAACAUUUCCUGUCCCUUUAAAUCUUACACCUCUGGACUUUAAAUAAUAAUAAUUAUAAUUAUAUUACAGAAAUAAAUAAUAAUAACAACAUUAAUAAUGA